AGCGAUUAGCGAUUCCGAUAACGUGAGUGACCGGCGGUACGCGGCCAACCGUGUGUACGGGCAAGCUGUUAUUAUUAGGCGUUUGGCGGUUACGUUGGGUUUCCUUUUUUUUUCCAGUGUCCACGUCGUAAACGGCGACCGUCGAUGAAAACCGUUGGAUACACGCGCGCAAUGAUCACGUGUUUGGGGGUGCUGUUGGCCGUCGGGUGGGCCGUUGGGACGCAGGCGGCCGACACGGCGGUGUACUCGCUGAACGGGCAGAACCUGCAGUGGCAGUGCGCGUCCACCAAGAACAUCUACGCCAACACGGGCCGGUACACGUCCAAGAACAUCAUAGCGACCCGCGUACAGAUAUGGGACGACCGGGCGUUUGUGCUGACGCCCAGGUUCAAGACGGGCGUCCCGUUCACCGUGGCCGAGAUGGACCUCAAAUGCAACGACCGCUGUUGGCCCAUGCUGACGCCGUACCCGUGCUGGGCGAUGCACGACGAAGGCGACGCUAACUCCAUACAGAACGCCGUCGACAUAUACCUGGACCCGAUGGGCAUACUCUGGGUGCUCGACACCGGCCUGGUCAACACGAUGGAACAGCCCGUCCGUCGGAGUCAGCCCAGGAUAGUCGCCAUAGACGUCAAAAGCAACCAGAUGGUGAAGUGGAUCGACUUAUCGGGACUGGUGUGCUCGGCGAGUCGGUUGAACUACAUCACAGUUGACUACGGCGAGGACGGUAAGGCGUUCGUAUACGUGUCGGACGCGGCCACCAGGGCAGUGAUCGUAUGGGACGUGACGGCCGGCCGCGGGUACCGAGUCGUCUUGCCCAAAGCUAUUACACAGGACUGCGGUAAGCGGGACGUGCUGUACAUAGCUCUGGCGCAAAAGACGACCGGAAACGUUCUGUACCUGACGUACUUGAGCAGCAACCGGAUGUACGCCAUCAACACGUGCAACUUGCGACAGGGCUGCGCCGAGGGCACCGUCACCGACUUAGGACCCAAACCCCGCAAGCUGGUCAUACUCGGCACGGACGGCAAGUCCAACCUGUUCUUCCGGUACCGCGGUCAGGGAGACAUUUACGUUUGGGACACCGACACCGGGUUCGUCUCCGACAACUUCACGCUGCUGCAGAAGGCCGACGACUGUCGAUUGGCCACGCACGUGCUUCCCGGCUGCAACCGUCUUAUGUGGGUGGUCGAGAGCAACUUCCCGGACUUCAUAUCCGACAAGGUCGGCUGUUUGGGCGCCAACGUCCAGUUGCAUCCGCUCGAGAAACAGAACUGUUUAUCAUCAUCCCAAACCUAUUAA
Messenger RNA from Adelges cooleyi (spruce gall adelgid), 1302 nucleotides. RefSeq names its product protein yellow-like. Gene Ontology annotation, cellular component: extracellular region. The transcript has 2 exons. The record is from RefSeq and is a predicted model, not a curated record. Bases 145 to 1302 code for a protein of 385 amino acids. Lineage: Eukaryota; Metazoa; Arthropoda; Insecta; Hemiptera; Adelgidae.